Molecule: messenger RNA, 1185 nt
Organism: Homarus americanus (American lobster)
Lineage: Eukaryota; Metazoa; Arthropoda; Malacostraca; Decapoda; Nephropidae
Product: proteoglycan 4-like
Exons: 3
Coding region: 1-1185 (394 amino acids)
Source: RefSeq, a predicted model, not a curated record
AUGUUGCCUCCGAUGUGCGCGCGCAAACUGCAGAAGGACUACCCCACCCCCCACAAGGACUACCCCCACCAUAAGGACUACCCCACCACAAGGACUACCCCCACCACAAGGACUACUCCACCACAAGGACUACCCCCACAUGGGACUACCACCACAAGGACUACCGCACCACAAGACUACCCUACUACACCACAAGGACUACCCACCACAAGGACUACCACCACACCACCACAAGGACUACCCACCAGGACUACCCCCACCACAAGGACUACCCCGCACCACAAGAACUACCCCCACCACAAGGACUACCGCACCACAAGGACUACCCCCACCAAGGACUACACCACAAGGACUACCCCCACCAGGACUCCCCCCACCACAAGGACCACCACCACAGACCACAAGGACUACCCGCACCACAAGGACUACCCCCCCACCAAGGACUACCCCACCACAAGGACUACCCACCACAAGGACUACCCCACCACAAGGACUACCACCACGGGCCCCCCACCACAAGGACUACCCCACCACAAGGACUACCCCACCACAAGGACUACCAAGGACUACCCCACCACAAGGACUACCCCCACAAGGACUACCCCCACCUACCCCCACCACAAGGACUACUCCCCCCACAAGGACUACCCCCACCACAAGGACCCCCACCACAAGGACUACCCCACCACAAGGACUACCCCACCACAAGGACCCCCACCACAGGACCCCACCACAAGGACUACCCCCACCACAAGGACCACCCCCCACCACAAGGACUACCCCCACAAGGACUACCCCCACCACAAGGACUCCCCACCACAAGGACUACAAGGACUACCCCACCACAAGGACUACUGGACCUCUCCCCACCACAAGGACUACCCCCACCACAAGGACUACCCACAAGGAGGACUACCUCCACCACAAGGACCCCACCACAAGGACUACCCCACCACAAGGACUACCCCCACCACAAGGAAUACCCCCACAAAGACCAUCCCCACCACCCCACCUGACUCGACCCCAACAAGCUAUAUGUUUACAAGGAACCUAAAGAACCCUUAUGAAGACUGGAACACUCACGAAAAAAUCCCAAGACCCCCAAAAUCCCAGGACAAGAAGCCACAGGAUCUACAAGAGACAACGACCAAACUCCAAGCCGAUGAGAUGUUCCUGGAGCCUUAA